Pieris macdunnoughi is the source of this 1056-nucleotide messenger RNA. The record is from the annotation of a GenBank genome assembly. NCBI's taxonomy places the organism in Eukaryota, Metazoa, Arthropoda, Insecta, Lepidoptera, Pieridae.
AUGGAUAGACAGACUUUUGGUGUGUUUUUCGCUAUAACAUUAUUAGCGCAUGGAUUCUGCCUCCCAUCACAUAUUAGAAUGAGAAGACAAGAAAGUACUUCGACAGAUACAACGGACUUACCAUUGACUGUGAAUAAUGAAGAUACAGAAGACAAGGAUGCCAUCAUUACUGUAAAGGAGUCAUAUCCCGUAUCCGUCCCCAUCGACCCGAGCGAUGAUGAUAUUGAUGACCUGACCCCCGCACCAGCGUCUUCUGGAGGCGGAAGCAGUAUAUUCAGCAUAUUUCACCUACUAGGUGCUGUUCUUCCAAGUUCAAUCCUUGCAAGCACACUUCUACAGAAUAUCCUAAGACUUACGGUGGACAGACUUACUCCACACAUAAUAGUGCGUAGACAAAUCAAUGAUAUUGAUUACGUAAACAACUUAAAACCUACUUUCCAAAGACAAGAGAACGAGAGUGAUUCAGGAGACUCUAUGGAUUCGGAGGAAACUGAUGACGAUCGGAAUUCAAAUCAGGAGUUGGAUUCGGAAAUGGAUUCGGUUGAGGAUGAAUAUGAUGAACCUGAAGGUGAUGGACAAGGAGGUGGUAUUUUGGGUCUUCUGGCUGGAUUAAGUGGUGGUGAAGAUGGCCAGUCUGAUUUAGGAUCGCUUCUUGCAACAGUUAGUGGAAUUAUUGCCAAUUUGAGUGGCGAUGGAAUUGACUUAAACGCGUUGAUAGCUUCGGGAAUUGGUCUUUUCGUAGGAUUAUUGUCGGAAGGGAACGAAAAUCCUGGUUCUGUUAUAGCUAGUUAUUUCUUGACGUCUUUGGACACGAUUACUGGAGGUGGUUCGACAAACAAUGGAGCCUUUUUUGGUAAUUUGCUAUCGAAAUUGAUUCAAGGGACCAGUGCUGCACUUGAUCCUGACGCAAGCUCAGAAGAGAAUGAAGGGCCGCAAAUGAAGGAUUCAGCUGGGUUUUUCUCGAGUUUACUGAUGGCACUUCUCGGAAACAUGUCUAAAGGCAGUUCCGGUGGCUCACACCCGUGGAGACGUUAUCUUGAAAUUCAUGAAUCAUAA